CGACGCUACGUUUCGAAGCCACUUCUCAUUCAAAAAACAACUGUGAACGUGAUCGGUAACGGUGCGUGUUUUCUCUUCCGCCUUACAGCGUCUCUUUGCGAAAAUAACUUAAAAGAAAUGAGUGGGAAAGAAAGCGGAUAAAAAUCACCAACAAUAGCAAAUGAAAAAAGUAAAGUAACACUAUCGUUUCGAUUGAAUUUGUAACAUAAAUUCAAUAUUUAAGAGACAUGUGCAAUCGGUCAAAACGUGCGCAUAACUCAAAAGCAAAUAGAUAUUACAAUUGAUGCCUUUUGAAAUCGAUUUUUUGUAGUUUUUUUUUCUUUUUUCGUGUGUGCAAAAGUCUUUGUGAAUGAUAUGAUAAUACAUGUGAUACAGUUGCAGAAAUAAAAUAGAGAAAACAACGAAAUCGAAUAAAAAACAGUGUUGUCUUAAUGAGACUAACAAUAGUAAAUGUACAACUGCAGCGAAAAAUGAAAGGCAACCAGCGACGGGAAAACUUAAAGCAACUGAACAAGAUUUAGUGUCUUCCUACAAAAAAGUUUGAACUGGCUCCUACCAGCAAGCUAACCAACACACAUAUGCAUAAAAUAUAAAAUUCUUAAAAACCAAACAAAAAAAUAAACUCAACCGCCAUCAAAACGAAAUCCAAAACGAGCCAAUCUGUGGUGUUUAUUAUUUAUUUAUAUGCUAAUUUAUUUUUACAACAACUUGGUAUUAACCCACAAUCAAACAAAAACAAAAGUCGGGGAAAGAUAAAGGAGAAGCAACGAAAAGCAAAAGCAGCGCACCUUCCUCGGCGUCUUUGUUUUGGGAUAUAAAACAGCAAAAAAUUACCCCUGCUCACAACCAAAUCAAACAAAACAAGAAGAAUUAACAUUCUGCAAACAAACUGCAAUUUGGAGAGAUCUUUUUUUUACUGCGUCUCGACCAAUUCACAUGUUAUUUGGCUUUAUGUGGCCAGACUUGCGCUAGCCAGGAGUAAGCGAUCGAUCGGUCCCGAGAAGAUGUCUCCGCCCAAUUGUCUGCUGGCUGUUCUGGCGCUCACGGUUUUCUUAGGGGCCAACAACGCCCUGCCUAUCACCUCGCGCCCCAUUGAGGGGAACGUCCAGAGGAUGGUGUGGGAGGAUUGGGUGAACCUGGACCCUGAGCAGAGAAACCUAACCAAGGAGAAGAAGAUAACCGCCAAGUCGAUAUUCACGCUGCCGUUUCGCCACUGUCCGCAGGGUCACACGCUGUUCAACCAGCUUUGCAUCCCGCAGUCCAACAUUGAUCCCACGGAUCUGGUCAAACAGGAACUCAUCCUGGCCGGGGGUUCCAAUGGCAGUCCCCCACCGCCACCCAUUGGAGACUAUGACUACGGCGACGACGAGGAGAGUGAAGAAAUCGUGUACGAUCUUUCAGUCAUACCUAUAGCCAUGCAGGAUGGUUUACCGUCCAGCGUUGGCGCCGGGGAUCAAGCCCUGCCCAGCGAGGAUGCACCACUGAAAUUCAAUAUUUUUGAGAAGAAAUUCGCCACGGGCACGGGUGAGCCCGAGGAGCUGCCACUGCCGCCGGACAUGGCUGCUGCAACAUAUGUCAAAAACAUCAGUAGCACAGCAGAAACAUCAACUAGCACCACGCCCACGUCAACGGCGACUGUUGCCCUACCGUUUGUUCCUUCGGGAGAGGCCAGUAACCGCAUUCCCGGCGGCGAUUUGCUGGCGGCCCCCAGUGAUGCCUUCUCCACAUCGACAACACUUACCAUGCCGACCAGCAACACCACCACCACCAGCAACAAGGACAUCGGCCAAGUAGAGUCCAUUGUUUUGCCGGCGGAGCAGGAGCACGAUGGCCCUGUGCACCUGGUGAGCAGUUCUCUUACCGACAAUGACAGUGAUGACUCCUCUACCGCAUUGAAUGAAUUUAACGCGGAGGCGGAUCUGGCACAACUGCUCAAGGUCGACGCCUUUUUGCCGGUCAACGAUGGCAGCAUUGAGUUGGUGCAGCCCCUUUUUAGUCAUCGCAAGGUGGCGCCGCCGUUGAGCGCAGACCAGGAUGUAAAAACCAAACACGAGGUUGAGGCUGCAGAGAAGGUAGGAGCGGAGCUGGAAGAGGAAGAGGAAGAGGGGGAGGUGACCGCUACGAACAUAUUACCAAGUGAGGAAGACGAGUAUACCACAGAGACGGCAACAACCACAGGGGACUCAACGGUUGCGGAGGCGUCAAUGGAUACAUCGACUGCCACCUCCACCUCUGGCCAAUCAUCACCACAUCCGCCAGAAGAACCCGAGAUAGAUGAACGUGAAAAUCGCCUGGUCUUGAUAAAAUCGAAAGUGCAACCGGUUCAGUUAACGACAACAGCUUCGGCAACUGCAGCUGAUGUUGCUGAUUCAAGCUCCUCAACUGACCGGUUUCACUAUCAGCAUUUUGUCGAAGAUGAGGCCGCUAGCAGUACCACGACGGCAACACCAGAGCCCAGCAGCAGCACUCCCGGCGAUCCGAUCGAGCAGUCCGAUAUGCCGGCGAGUGACAAUGACAAUUUAAUGACAAAUACAAUUGGCGGACGCGGCGACGACGAUAAUGAUAGGGGCCAUAAGGCUACCAGUGAAAUUGAUGUCCAACAGGAACUGCGGCUCAUCAACGAGCUGGUAAAGGGCAAGCAAGGAAAGCAGCAUCAGCCACAGAAACAAGAGCUUGAGCCAACCAGUACAGAAAUAACUUCAGCGUCAACAUCAACAACAACUGAGGAUGCCACCACCACAGCAGCAUUCACAAAUUGGUCAAAGGUGAUGCCGCAAUUGGGACAGAGCACAUCUGAAACAGCAGCCACCACAGAGACAGUUGCAACAUCGAGCGGGGUUAAUGAAAGCGGCUUGACAGCAACGUCAGCAUCAACAGAAGUAAAAGAUUUAAGUAUUACUAAUCGUAGCUAUAGAAAUAGUAAAAUAAUUAGAGUAGAUCGCUUGGCCGAAGAGCCGGAAGGAACUGUCGCAUCUGCAGCAAGUACGGAAUCAGCAGCAACCGCCGCCACACCUCCCAACAGCAGCAGCAACCCAGAUGGCUAUACGCCCUUCUGGUGGCUACCGAGUAUUGGGUGGCGUCUGGACCGCCAUCUGGAUGGGAAUGGCGAGGAUCAGUCGCUGUUGCUGCGGUUCUUCAGCACAUUUCGCGGCAGCAACACGGUAGCAACCACACGCUAAUAGCAACAUCAUCAGCAGCAGCAGCAACUCCUGGCUCUGGCUAGCGACUAGAGCCACAGGAAGUAGCUGGGUGCCGCAUAGUCUAGUGCAGGAUAGUGUCGUGUUAGCAACAGCGUUUCAAUGGCGUGUUGAAGUUUGUUCACAGUUAUCUCACCUUAACAUUUUUCCCUUUUCUGAGUAAAUAUUUAUUGUCUUUUAAUGUUUUAAUCGAAUAUUACUUGUACAUAGCAUGUCCAAACACACUACUUAACAUCAACUUUUGCAUAUUUUUUUUGCCUUGGCGUUAUAUAAUACCUUAUUUUUUUUGUGUUAUUGCAACUGCUUUCUUUUUUAAGUUGUUGAUUUAAUUUUAGGGCAAUUUUUUUUACAUUACAAUAGUUUUAUAUGUGAGUGCUGCUGUCGUUGUUGCGAGCCUUAGCAAUAUUUAAUUGUGAUUACUUAGGCAUAUGAAUUGAUCGUUAGACUUAGGCAAUCUUAUUUGUAUAUCCAGAAUCUUUUGAUGUAUCAUAUUUUACUACUAUUAUUACCAUUGUAACUUAAUAUAUUCAUAUAUGUGCGUACAAUCUGAGCAUUUGUUGUAUAUUCAUUAGUGCAGAAACCUUUCAAAUCCAAGCAUUUUUGAAACAACACGUGUAUCUAUACCUAGCAUGUAAGCGCAACAGUUCUGCUAACCAUUGUAAACACAAAUCGAAACUAAAGCCUAAAAAAUAGUGUAAUGCAUGUUUAUAUUUAUAGAAAAUGCGUUUCGAUCCAUUAACUCAAACAAAUCGAAUUGAAUCGAACGAAACGAAUCAGGCAACCAUCAUGUUUUUGUCAAUUGAAAUUCAACCAACAAAUUCAACCAAAGUUCAUAAGAAAAACAAAUGCAAGAAUGCAA
Drosophila simulans is the source of this 4056-nucleotide messenger RNA. Its product is annotated as protein folded gastrulation. The transcript has 4 exons. The record is from RefSeq and is a predicted model, not a curated record. NCBI's taxonomy places the organism in Eukaryota, Metazoa, Arthropoda, Insecta, Diptera, Drosophilidae. The coding region runs from base 1005 to 3179 and encodes 724 amino acids.